UCUCAUUCUUUCUCUCUCCUUUAUUUUCCCCACCUCCAAAAAAAAAAGAAACAAAUUUAAAAGAAAAAAAGUAAGAGAAAAUAAAAAUGGGAAUGGCGGACUACUACGAAGUACUCAAAGUCUCGUCAGCAGCAAAUGAGGAAGAACUGAGAAGAGCAUACAAGAAGCUAGCGAUGAGGUGGCACCCUGACAAACACCCAAGUGGCGCUAAAGGAUUAGCGGAGGCCAAGUUCAAGCAGAUCUGUGAAGCUUAUGAUGUUUUAAGCGACGCUCAGAAGCGGCAGAUCUACGAUCUCUACGGAGAAGAUGGGCUUAAAUACGACGUCUCUUCUCCUUCUGCUGCUGCCGCUGCUACUCGCGGUGGUGGACGUGGUGUUGGUAAGGGUGCUUCGUUUAAGUAUGGGAAUUCUAGGGUGGUGAAUGAUGAUAUUUUUGAUGGGUUUUUUGAUGAUAUCGGUUCACCCCCGAAAUCGGAUAACCCGAAAAAGUAUAGUGAAAAUGGUAACCGGAAGAUGGGUCGGAGUGAUACGGCGGAGAAGAAGGCGGAGCCACUAGAGACUAAAUUGGUUUGUAGCUUGGAGGAGUUGUUUAAGGGUUCUAAGCGUAAGAUGAAGAUUGCUCGUCUGGUUCCUGAUUUUUCUGGCAAGGCUACGACUGUGGAUGAAGUACUGGCAAUUGAGAUCAGGCCUGGUUGGAAGAAAGGUACUAAAAUCACAUUCCCAGAGAAGGGAAACCAAGAACCAGGCCUCUUGGCUGGUGAUCUUAUCUUUGUUAUUGAUGAGAAACCUCACCCGACUUUCAAGAGAGACGGGAAUGAUCUUCUUGUCAACCUGAAAGUGUCACUCUUGGAGGCUCUCACUGGUAAGACAGUUACUCUGAAGACAUUGGAUGGAAGAAAUCUGGACAUUGAAGUCUCAGAUAUUGUGAAACCAGGACAUGAAGUCGUCAUCUCAGGUGAAGGAAUGCCAAUAUCCAAGGAACCUAAAACACGAGGAAACUUGAGAAUCAAGUUCGAUGUUAAGUUCCCAUCCAGGCUAUCUGCAGAUCAGAAAAGUGAUCUAAGAAGGGUACUAGGAAGAAGCUCAUGAUCUGGUGUUUAUUUAUAUAAGUAUAAAAACUGGGUUUAUCUACGCAAUUAAGUAUAUUUAAUUAACACUGACACUAAAAUGUAAAUAGUUGGGCAAGUGUUUUGUUUGGAAACUUUAUUUUUGGGAGGGGUUUCUUUAUAACUGUGCAUACUAGGGCAGUUUGCAGGUUUACAGUUGCGAAUAGCAACCAAUAUUUACAGCAAUUUAGCGUAGUGAGAUCAGAGAAGGAGGCAUCUUUGAGCUUCAUCUCCUCUGUUAAUUAUCCGAAACUUUGUAUAUCGGUACUCUAGUCUUUUGUUUUACGCUUUCUUGUGUUUAUUUUUGCUUGGAAAAUGCUAACAAUGUAAUGCUAAGUUUGGGUUACAUUUCUUUAAUGGCCCAUUUAGCAAUAUUGUAUCUUUUUUUGUUCUCGAAUUCUAAAAUUUGGGGUUUCUUCA
Messenger RNA from Spinacia oleracea (spinach), 1525 nucleotides. RefSeq lists its product as uncharacterized. The transcript has 2 exons. NCBI's taxonomy places the organism in Eukaryota, Viridiplantae, Streptophyta, Magnoliopsida, Caryophyllales, Amaranthaceae. Gene Ontology annotation, molecular function: protein-folding chaperone binding. The record is from RefSeq and is a predicted model, not a curated record. Gene Ontology annotation, cellular component: cytosol. Bases 87 to 1088 code for a protein of 333 amino acids.